Messenger RNA from Bacidia gigantensis, 2706 nucleotides. It is a transcript of the gene POB3, whose product is annotated as FACT complex subunit. Gene Ontology annotation, molecular function: histone binding; nucleosome binding; DNA binding. Lineage: Eukaryota; Fungi; Ascomycota; Lecanoromycetes; Lecanorales; Ramalinaceae. The transcript has 7 exons. The record is from RefSeq and is a predicted model, not a curated record. Gene Ontology annotation, cellular component: nucleus; FACT complex. Bases 1 to 2706 code for a protein of 901 amino acids.
AUGACUUUACGAUCCUGUUACGGCGCCAUCCCAAGGAAAUGGAGAACACCAAGAGCACUACGAGCUCUUUUCAUCUUUGAACUCAUUUGCGCCGUUCCUGCUCUCGCUCUGUACGGUAUAUCACAGCCAGAUUUAUAUCGCACGAAGUUCUGGCAAGAGGGUAGCGACCACGGAUGGAACAGCAGUCCUGACCAGAUCAUCUACUCGUACGCCAACUACAAGCCAGUUGAUGCACCAUUGCCAUGGAGCAACUUCACAACGUACUUUAACGUCAUUGUCUCGGUGGUCUCCAUCUUCGCUCUUCUACUCAAAAUCAUCGCGACUGUGAUGCAUAUAUUUCUUCCGAUUAUAUCACUGUUUGUGCAUGCCGGACUUGCUGCAGUCUGGGCCGUCGCCAUCCACAAUCAAGCUGCGUCGGACAUGAGCGAUCCCGCACAUCCACAACCUGGGGCGCCUUGGUAUAUAACAAAAAGCUGUGGUGAGGUUAAUCCGGAUUUGAAUGGGUAUUGCAAGCAAGCGAAAUCGGCUUUCGCAAUCACAGUAAUUCUAUGCGCCAUUCAAGUCGGCUACAUUAUUCUCACAAUAUUUUCGCUGUAUCCAACGAAAGAUUUCCGUGAGUCUCGACGCUCCAAACUUUCAGAUCAGGAAGCUCGUUAUCAGCCAUGGGAAAUGCUUGAGGCACCAAAGACACCAGGUACUGCCGGUGGCUUGAAAAGUCCGACAACGCCUAGAACAAUGGCAUUCAACAAGCUGUCAAGGAAAGGGAUCCAGCAGAAAGCCGCUCCCAAAAAGGAAACUCAGAAUAACGGGAAAGCACCGGAGAGGCAAGGAAAUUUGGGGAUUACAUUGAAACACCAUGUCUCAAUGAACGAUGACGAAGCAUAUGGAUCGGCUCGCGCUCCCAUGGUGGAAGCAGGCUGUCUUUCUCAGUGUACUAUGGAAGCUUUCGAGCGAAUAUACCUAGAUCUUUCAAAGCAACCUGGUAAAUGCAGGAUUGCUGAAACCGGCCUUGGAUGGAAACCCUCAGGCGGCGGUGACACCUUCACUUUAGAUGCAAGCAACAUAACAGCUGUGCAAUGGAGUAGAGCAGCCAAAGGCUUCGAAUUAAAAAUUCUCUCAAGAAAUGCCGGCGUAAUCCAGUUGGAUGGCUUUGAACAAGACGACUUCGAUCGCACAGCGAAAGUCUUCAAACUGUUCUAUGGCAUCAACCUCGAGAAUAAAGAACACAAUCUGCGCGGCUGGAAUUGGGGUAAAGCAGACUUUGGCAAAGCGGAGCUCUCUUUCAACGUUCAAAACCGCCCCGCAUUUGAAGUCCCAUAUUCAGAGAUAGUGAACACGAACUUGGCAGGAAAGAAUGAAGUGGCGGUUGAAUUCUCACUUCCAGCCAACGGCAGUGAAACAGGCACAAACGGCGACUUGGGUGGGGCAAGAGCGAGAGGGCGCAAAGCUGGUGCGGGCAAAGAUCAGCUCGUGGAGAUGAGGUUCUAUAUUCCCGGAACAGUGACAAAGAAAGAAGGGGACGAUGAAGGGGAUGAAAAAAGCGUAGACGGUGAAGACGUGGAGGAACAGAAUGCGGCCAAUGUUUUCUACGAUACACUAAUGGACAAAGCCGAGAUUGGGGAGGUCGCUGGAGAUACUUUUGCGACAUUCUUGGAUGUCCUACAUCUAACACCAAGAGGUCGAUUCGAUGUUGAUAUGUACGAAAACUCCUUCCGAUUACGAGGUAAAACCUACGACUACAAGAUCCAGUACGACCAUAUCAAGAAAUUCAUGCUUCUACCGAAACCAGACGACAUGCAUACCUUAAUCACUAUAGGUCUUGACCCCCCUUACGCCAAGGUCAGACCAGAUAUCCUUUUUAGUCAUGCAAUUCAAAAGAGAAGAGGAAGUGAUAAUCGAACUCAACAUGACAGAGUGAGUCUCUCCUUUUUAGACCUAGUCUCACGGAUCACUGACAACACCAGCGAACUCCUCGAAGGCAACUACAAAGGCAAGCUGCAAUCCCGCUACGAAGCACCCCAACACAGCGUUGUCGCCCAAAUAUUCCGAGGCCUCGCCGGCAAGAAAGUAGUCACCCCUUCCAAAGACUUCGUAUCGCACCAUCAACAAUCCGGGGUAAAAUGCAGCAUCAAAGCCAACGAAGGGCACCUCUUCUGCCUCGACAAAUCCUUCAUGUUCAUCCCCAAACCCUCCACCUACAUUCCCUUCGACAACAUCUCCAUGAUCGUCAUGUCGCGCGUAGGCGGCGCCGUGUCCGCAUCCCGGACGUUCGACAUCUCCAUCAUGAUGAAAUCAGGGGGCACUGAACAUCAAUUCAGCAACAUCAACCGGGAGGAGCAGAAGCCGCUAGAGGAUUUCUUCCAGGCGAAGGGGUUGAAGGUGCGGAAUGAGAUGCUGGAGGAUUCGAGCGCCUUGAUUCAGGCUGCGCUGAAUGAUGCGGAUAUCAAUAGUAGUGAGGACGAGGUGGUGCAGGGGAAUCCGGAUCGAGGGAGCGCGGAUGAGGAUAGUGAGAGUGCGGACGAGGACUUUCAGAGUGGGAGUGAUAGUGAUGUGGCGGAGGAGUAUGAUUCUGCGCACUCGAGCUCCGGGAGUGGGAGUGGGAGUGAUGUGGAAAUGGGUGAUGCGGAUGGGGAGGAGGCGAAUGGUGUCAAUGGGAAUGAGAGGAGUGUGGAGCCGAAAAAGAAGAAGGUUAAGACGGGGAAGUAA